GGGCACCAUGGGAGAAACUGGGAUGUGAAUCCGAAUAGUAGAGGGAGACACGAUAAAUCAUAGAACAUAUAUAUACAUUUAAAGCGACAGAUUGGUAACUUUCCUCGCCCAGUCUUAGAACUCGCUAUCCACUGUGCAGCCGCACGUGUCACUUUGUGAAACGAUAAAAAUGCACCACUCGCAUUCCCUAGGAGGAAAAAUACAAGACCGACACCCCCUCUCUCGAAACAAAGGUCAAAGUUCACAGGAAGCUGGGGGGCUGCCAUUUUUCCUGCAAACAUUUUUAGAUGCAAAAGAGACGAGUGUGGUCGUCGCUGAAUAUAUAUCAUUAAUGUUUUGUGACAGUUUUCUGUUUAAAAUAUUUCACCCUGUUCUCAUAGAAACUCAUCAUUGAUGAAUGAAGACGAGAUGGAAAGGAUAGCGGAACAAUCGUGGAAUUCUUCCUACACCUACCAGGUGAGCAAGCACAGCGCUGAGAUGCUACACAACCUCAACGUCCAGAGAAAAGAUGGAGGCAGGUUUUGCGAUGUGAUCUUACGCGUCGGAGAGGAGAGCUUCCCUGCUCACAAGGCGGUGCUAGCGGCUUGUAGUGAAUACUUCGAAUCGGUAUUCAGUUGUCAGGUGGAAGGCGACGGCGAGACGAAGGAGCUGGAGAUGCACACCAUCAGCCCCAAAGUUUUUAAAGAUAUUUUGGACUUUGCUUAUACCUCAAAAAUUGUCGUACGACUGGAAUGCUUCCCCGAGCUGAUGACAGCGGCAAAGUUUCUUUUGAUGCGCUCGGUCAUCGAGAUCUGUCAGGAAGUAAUCAAGCAAUCAAACGUACAGAUUCUGGUUCCGCCCUCGCGAGGAGACCUUAGUUUGUUCCGUACUGCUGGGGGCAACGAAGUGGGUUAUCCAUUGCCGUUGGACAUGUCGAACGGAGCUGGACUUGUAACUAACGGUCCUGUGUAUGGCAGUAAUGGACAGACGCACGAUGUUGAUGGUAGUCAUACCAGUGGUCCAGUUUUGUCGAGUGGCAGCUCCCAAUCCGCAAUGCCCGUGCUGCAUACUGUUGAUAGGCUACCUGUGACACCAACAGAGCAGACCGGGAAUCCAUUUCAAGGAGGAGGUACUCCAGGGUCGGGAAACAAGAGAGGCAGAGGACGACCAAAGAAAGUGCCAGCUAUGGAUCCUUUACUUUUUAACCAUAGCGUUCCUAAGGACCUCGGUAUUUUCCCAUGCGGAAUUUGUGGGAAGAUAUUUACAGAAACAGUGCGUUUGCGAAAUCAUGAAGCACAGCACGCCGCAUCCAGUGGUCUGCACAGCGGCGGAGUCAACAAUAGCGGGGACAGCUCGGUUGGUGUGGGAGGCCCAACUCCGUCAUCUCAUGCCCAGUCAGGACUGCUGGAAAAUGGUUUGACUCUGCAUAGUGGUGUGGAUGCCAGUCGCAAGAGAGAAAGGACGAGACGUCAUGUUGGUUGUGACAUUUGCGGGAAGGUAUUUCGCGACGUGUAUCACCUGAAUAGACACAAGCUAUCUCAUUCCGGUGAGAAGCCAUAUGCUUGUCCUGUUUGUGGCCUGCGGUUUAAGCGCAAGGACAGAAUGUCGUACCAUGUGCGUUCACACGAUGGCUCCGUGGGCAAACCGUACGUCUGUCAAAGCUGCGGGAAGGGCUUCUCCAGACCUGACCACUUGAAUGGACACAUAAAACAGGUCCACACGUCUGAAAGACCCCAUAAGUGCCAGAUCUGCAAUGCAUCCUUUGCCACACGGGACCGUUUGCGCUCUCACUUAGCCUGCCAUGAAGACAAAAUCCCUUGCCAGGUGUGUGGAAAGUUCCUGCGGGCUGCCUACAUGACUGACCACCUCAAGAAACACAGCGAGGGUCCACAUAAUUACUGUGGUAUAUGCAACAAAGGUUUCUCCACUGCCUCCUACCUUAAGGUACACGUAAAAACGCACCACGGCUCUCCUCUACUCCCUGCUGCUACAGUGCACUCCUUUCCAGAGCCCCGCGAGCCUCAGGCACACAACGGCGCCCCCUACAACUCGGGACGCCCGUGCGCAGUGGAAGACCUAUGUACCAGUCGCCGGCUGCUGGUCACAUUCCCAGAAGCGGAUGGUCGUUUUCGUGGGCUUGCUGGGCCCCCAGUGCUGCCCCAGCCUUGUCCUCCCAGCCUGGGCCUGCAGCCCGAGCUACUGCUGGGCAAACCAGGGGGGGCUCCUUAUUUCUGGGAGUGUCGUGCUGCUGGCGCGCCAGGCUUCCCCACCCAAGGGCCCCAUGCAGAGUGGACAAAUGAUCCAACUGGAGGUAUCAUUCCUGGACUUCAUCAUCUAUCUCAUUGAAUCCCCCAGUAAGGAGCCACUUCAACUAGAUUAUGAUCCAUAACCAUAAAGUAAACUAAUGUUAACCAGUGGACCAUAAUCAAUUGCAGAAGCAAUGUUAACAAUAUAACUUUGUGAGCUAGUGAUAUUAGCUGUUGCUAGCCACAGGUUUUUUGGUAAUAAAUAAAAGUGCAAAUCUGGAUUUUAAAUCUGUACUAUGUAUUAAAUUAAGCCACACAGAAGAAAAUUGCAGUGUUUUUAAUAUAUUACUAAAUUUACUCCCAAUUUAAAACCUAAAACUGACCAAUUCAUUUAUUACCUAUGGAAACUGCCAAAAUUUCCCCUUUAAGAAGUUGGAUAUAUUUCAAAUGCCUUGGCAAGUGGUUUGUUGUUUCAUUUUACUUCCUGUUGGUGAGUUUAAAUAAUUAUCCCAGAGAUGAUGUGUGUGAGCAAUGUCUUUUUCUGCACGUGGGAAAAGCCAACAGUGUGUGGCAAUUGGCAAUUGACUAUUAGCAACUAUAGUGGACCGGAGUGCUUUUCACCAAUCUGGAUUAGAGGGAAGUGAGAGACAGAGGCGGCGGUAUUUGUUCAACAGGAUUUAUAAAAAUUGAUAUUUUAUGGCCAAAAGUAGCUGGUAGUUCCUGUAGUUACACUUCAAAAUGAGGUAAUUAACUACUACAAACACUACCCAAAUUUGAAUGUAGCAGAACUGCCAGCAAAUUGCUGCAAAAUGCAUUUAAAUUACUAGUUUAACCAAAUGUAAUCUACUCCCCAGCACUGUCUAUCAGUGGGAUUGUUACAGUAAAGUUGUGUAACUGCAACAAAGUGUCUUUCAUUUAUUAAUAGACACGUGAAGGCUAUAUCAUUGCGCCUACAUCUGUCUGUUUAAAUAGACUACUUAAAUGUGGAAGGUAGAAGGAAGCAAUGUUAAAUUCAGAUCCGUGUUUAUUAUUUUGCCUUUUCAUCUAAAUUUAACAGCCAUCUAAGCAAGUAUUAUUUUAUGCUUUCACAUUGGGGUAGAUAUUUUGGUUCAAUGCUUUUUGAAUGUGGGUGAAAAGAAACCCGGUCAUGAGGCCUUUAGUUAGAAAAGGUAUGGCUUCUUGUGUCACUCACGUUUUAAUUUAAUUUGUGAGCUAUAUAACAUUAGUUAAUGCAGGGACAGAUUAAGCCAAUCUGAGGCCUGGGGCACAAUAUUCACAAGGCCACUUACAACACCCCAGAGCCACAGUUUACUCAGUCUAAUUUUACCAAAUAUGUUUUGAUCAUGAAAUUUAAUUACCUGAAGCAAUGCAAGGUAUGUGAUAUUAUCAACAGACAUAUAGAACAUUAUUAUUGUUAGUAUUAUUAUUAUUGUUUUUUUUUUUACUAUUAAAAAAUAUAAAAUAUUAUUUUAUUAUUAAAUGAUGUAUUAUCUAACCGUUAAAGUUACUGUAGUGAGCAGCUUCAGCUCAUUCAUUGUGCUUUGUAUUCAGAGUUUAUGCCAGUAACCCGGGCAAUGGGCAGCCCUGCCGCAGAGAAGUUGAAUGUCCUAAUUUCACAUCCAAACAAUCCACUGAUUUAAAUUUUAAUUAAACUACUUUAGUCACCUCAUUUUAUGUGUGUUUAAAUGUUAUAUCGUAUUCUAUACAGUGUGAAAAUAUCGAUCUGUGCUGCUAAUUAUUUAAUGGCUGCCACAGAACACUAGCUUACAAAACCAUGUGGGGCAUUGGUCAGUAGGCUCAUCUUUCACAAAUAAAUGGAACUGUAAAAAUUUGUCGGCCAAGUUUUCAUCCAAAUCAUUGGGAUACGCAGCAGCCAGCUGUAUGGCUCACUGGCGAGCGUCACUCAGAUCAGCAGGGUUCUAUUUUGAACAACACCCCAAAAAGAUUGCUCACCUGCCUGUAGGCCUGCAGUUGGUGAUCUAAACAAGACCAUGAUCAUUCAAUGAUUACAUUGAAGGUCUCGACUCUGAACUUCUGACUUCCCUCGGGGUGACACAGCAGGAUCUUUCGAGUCAUCAGAAAACACCCCUUUACCUUUUGUGGUACAGUUUAUACUGGUACUGUUUAGAAACCUUGUUGACGCUUGUGGUAAAUCUCUCGUCGUCUUCAAACUGAUCUAGUAGCAAAACUACAGAAUUUUCAAAAAGUCCAGUCGUCGGACAUUUGUCCUUAAGUCAAUGUCAUUUUUUUGUAAUUGAACACUUGCAAUUGAAAUCAUUGCAAAACAAAUCAAAUGGGCUUGUUUGACCACCCCAACAUAUCACUAGUGCUGUCACACAACCACAUAACAUAACAUAAUAUAAUGAUGAGAACAGGCCAUUCAGCCUAACAAUGCUGAUGACCUACAGAUUAGGUAGAAUCUAACACUGUACCAAGCCUAGUCUUGAAAAUCCACAGAGUUUCUGCCUCUACUGCAUGACCUUGCAGGCUAUUCCACACAUUGACUACUCUCUGCAUGAAAAAAUUCUUCCUAAUGUCUGUAUGGAAUUUUCCUUUUGCUUAUUUUCGUUUAUGUCCACUCGUUCUACUAACAGAACUCAACCUAAAGAAUCUCUUGUAGUUUCCUUUGUUGAUCCCCUUUAUGAAUUUGAAAGCCUCAAUCAAAUCACCCCUAGGUCUUCUAUUACUAAGCUUGAAGAGAUUAAGCAUCCUAAGUCUUUCCUCUUGGCUUUUAUAUUUCAUACCAGGAAUCAAUUUGGUUGCCUCUAUAUCUUUCUUGUAGUACGUUCCCCAGAACUGCACACAAUACUCUAAGUGUGUUCUAACAAAAGUAUUGUUAAGAUAAGUUUAACUUCUUUGGAUUUAUACUCAAUACUUUUGUCUAUAUAUCUCAGCAUCCUAUUGACCUUUUUACUGCUACAGCACAGUGCCUAGAACCUGAAAGGCUUUGAUCAACCAUUACUCCCAAAUCUUUUUCAUAUUGAGCACAUUCCAAUUUUGUUCCUCCCAUCCUGCCUAAUGUUUUUAUUUUGCACAUGCAGAACCUUACAUUUGGCUAUAUUAAAUUUCAUUUGCCAGGUUUCUGCCCACUUAUGAAUUUUAAUUAAAUUUUCUUGGAUGACUUUAGUAGACUCCAAACUAUUAGCUGGGCCUCCCAGUUUAAUAUCAUCUGCAAAUUUGACUAAUGUACUUUCCAUGCCCCUGUCAAGGUCAUUGAUAAUAUAUGAGGAAAAGCAGUGGUCCCGGCACCGCUCCUUGUGGGACUACAGUUCCCUGCUCAGAUAAUAUCCCUCCUCUGAAAUACAUCCUCUAAUUCCUACUGUCUUCAUUUUACUAACAAGUCUGUCAUGUGGUACCUUAUCAAAUGCCAUUUGAAAAUCUAGGUAUAUAAUAUCAUAGGCCUUGUUAUUUCUCCUGUUUCUAAGGACUAUUUCCAUCAGGGCCUGCUGACUUGUUUAUCUUAAGUUGAAGUAAUUGAUCCAGUACGUCUUUAUCCUUUAUUUCAAUAUCUGAUAAGACAUACUGAGUACUGAAUAUGUCUUCCAUUCUAUUAGUAACCUCUUCUCUAGUAAACCUCUCAACAAAACUAUUUAAGGCACCAGCAGUCUUAGAAAGCAAUGCUCCUUCUUCAUUCCUGAUGCACUUGAUGUCCUCUUUGACUUUCCUUUUCCUGCUACAGUAUUGAAAGAAAUGUUCAGGAUUACUUUUUGCAUCAUUGGCAAUUUGCCUUUCAACGAGUCUUUUGGCUUCUCGUUGUUUUUUUUAACCUCAGUAGGCAUAUUACAAUAUUCAGUCUUAUUAUUCCUAGUGCUGUCAUGAGCUUAUAAAGUGUUUUUUUCCCCCUCAAACUCUCCCAUAUGGCUUUGUUCAUCCACAGGGGAGACCGCUUCUUCAACUUACCUUUGGAAUAAAUUUACAUUGGGCCUCAAGAAUAACGCUUUUGAACCUGGUCCCACUCUUCAUUCACAGUCUUGCAGUUAAGAAGUUGCACCCAGUCAAUAUUACUUAAAUUUUCUUGCAUCUUGUUGACAUUGGCUUUUCUGAAAUAAAAAAAUUCUGGCCAUAGAGGAGGCCUUGUUAAUUUACCAUAAUACUGCAGAAUGACCACUUGUCCCAAGUGGCUCAAUUAUCUCUAUGCUACAAAUUCUGUCCGGAUCAUUGUAUAGCACCAAAUCCAAAAUUAAUUUCCCUCUUGUACACUGAUUGACACAUUGUGCAGAAAAAAGGUAAUUUAUAACAUCUAAAAAUUCUUCCUCACUUUUCCUUAUCCUGUCAUCAAUUCCGGAUUAAUAGGAGAGUAAUUGAAGUCAUCCAUAAUAACAGUAUCACAUUCCUGACAAGCUUAUUUUAUGUCUCUGAAGAGCAUGGAGUUCACACUACUGUCUGAAGCUGGUAUCCGGUAACACCAUUAGGCCCUUUUCAUGUUUGUCCAAAUAUCGCUAGGCAUGAGCUUGUCAAUUUCUGGAAUUUUCUGCACAUUUUAAUUUUCUUUUACAUGGAGAGCUAGACCCCCACUUCUCUUACUGGAUCUAUCCUUCCUUUGUAGUUUGUACCCCUCUAUAUUAUAUUCAUCCCCAUCCUCCUCCCCAAAACAUGUCUCUGUAAUCCCAACUAUAGCAUAGCCCCCAAUAUUCAUAGCAACCUUGACACAUCCUCUCUCAUUCCCUCACCUCCCGCCAUACCAAGCCACCCUUACUACAAGACUACAUUAGUAUUCACACUAUUAUAGGAAGCCCUGACAGUUUCUAUUCUGGCAGUCUGCGCUUCCCUACCUUUUUCACUUUCUGACGUCCCUGCCUCCCAAGUCCCUAGUUUAAAUAAUCUUGUGCUACCUUAAGCAUACGUUGGCCCAGUGCAACAGUUCCCCUCUAGGUCAGGUGCAGCCCAUCACGCUUGUACAGGUCAAACCUGUACCCAUCUUUCCUAUACCAGGUGUGUAGCCACGUAUUAAACCUCCAAAUAAAACUCUGCUUCCCUCUGCUUGCACAUGGUACCGGUAGUAUUGCAGAAAAACUGAUACAACACUCUCACACACCGCGACACACCCCUUUCUGAACAGAAGAGUUGGACACAGAGAGAUACAAGAAUCCGGGAGUUUCCGGUCUUUAUUUCACAUUUUUUAACGAGCGAGAGACUCAAGUUUCUAUAAAACAAACAAAACUGCUUUGCCCUUCACCCUCAUGGGAUUGGGGUAAAAAUAAUAAAGAAACACAACAAACUAAAAUAAUAAAGACAAAAUAAGGAAACUACUCACUCUUUCCAACCUUUACCCAUGCUGGUUAUUGCUCUCUCUCUCUCUCUGCUUUCUCGGUCACGGACCCCUACUGGGAAGAAAGCACACUUUAAAUAGCUGGAUUAAUUACGGAUGCCCUCCAGGUGCGUGUUUAACCAGUAGGCAUGGUCCUCAGACUGCCCAGAACCUCUCUCAUAAACCAAGCCCUGCCACACUCCUCCACAGCCCCCCCUUGGGAGAGGAAAUCAGCACAAGCGUUAGCGGACCCUGGCCUAUGGAUUACGGAAGCGAAAUGGCUGGAGAGCCAGAUACCACCGGGUAAUCCGAGAGUUGGUGUUUUUCAUUUUAUGCAGCCAUGGGAGGGGAGCAUGGUCUGAAUAGAGGGUAAAGGAUGGACCCAGGAGGUAGUACUGGAGUGUCAGUACAGCCCACUUUAUCGCAAGACAUUCUUUUUCAGUGGUACUGUACCGACUCUCCCUGGGGCUGAGCUUGCGGCUGAUAUAGAUUACCGGUCGCUCCUCCCCAUCCGCCUCCUAUCCGAGGCAUCGGUCAUCUAAAUAAGCCGCGGCAUAAGCAGCAUGCGGUCUUAAAAGCCGGUUCAUCAGCCGCUGGAAGGUAGCGGGUGCCCCAUGCAAACCGAACGGGAGGGUGACAAAUUAGUGUAAUCCAAACGAAGUGGAGAAAGCCGAUUUCUCUUUUGCUCCUGGAGAUAAGUGAAUCUGCCAGUAGCCCUUGGUUAAAUCCAGUGUCGAAAAAAAACAAGCAGUGCCCAACCGAUCCAGCAGCUCGUCCACCCGAGGCAUCGGAUAGGCGUCAAAUUUCGAAACUGCGUUUACCUUUCGGUAAUCCACGCAGAAACGAACCGACCCAUCUGGCUUGGGAACAAGCACAAUGGGGCUACACCAAUCACUGUGCGAUUCCUUAAUCACUCCCAUCUCUAGCAUUUUGCCCAAUUCCUCCUGAACUAAUUUCUUUUUAUGUUCAGGCAGUCUAUACGGGCGACUUCUAACCACGGUGCCCAGGAGGAUAUGUAUGUGGUGUUCUGUAAGGUCAGUUCUUCCUGGUAGGGGCGAAAACACAUCAGAAAACUCUUGCUGCAACCGAGCUACCUCUGUUUGCUGCUCCGGAGUCAGAUGGCUGUCAGUUGGAACUGGACAGGUUUUUCCCAAAUUAGGAAUUUCCGGUCCCAGCUCAUCUGACCUGACUUCGGUUGUCGCAAGCAAAACAGGGUCUACCUCUCUCCACAGUUUUAAUGGUAGAUCUGACGUGCUCCACCCCUGUCAGAACGAAUAACCUCAUAGUCUACAUCCCCAAUUCGCCGUGUGACCUCAAAAGGUCCUUGCCACUGAGCGAGUAAUUUUGAUGCUGAUGAUGGGAGUAAAAGUAGGACUUUGUCUCCCGUUUUAAAUAUUCGCAAUUGAACUCCCGUUAUAUUGCCGUCUCUGCCGUUCCUGCGCCUGGAGCAAAUGUUCACGUGCAAUUUGUCCUAGUGAGUGUAGCUUUGCUUGCAGGUCCAGUAUGUAUUGGAUUUCAUUUUUACUUUGCCUUGGACCCUCCUCCCAAGUUUCUUUUAACAGGUCCAAAAUGCCGCGGGGCCUUCGCCCGUACAAUAGCUCAAAUGGGGAAAACCCCAUAGAGGCUUGGGGAACCUCUCUCAGAGCAAAUAACGGGGUCAAUUAAUUUAUCCCAAUUUCGAAUAUCAGUGCUGGCGAACUUACAAAUCAUUGUCUUCAAAGUUCUAUUAAACCGCUCCACCAACCCAUCAGUUUGAGGGUGGUAAACGCUGGUUCUAAUAGAUUUGACAUCCAACAAUUUGUAGAGUUCUUUUAGUGUUUGUGACAUGAAUGACGUGCCCUGGUCCAUGAGAAUCUCUUUUGGGAUUCCCACUCGGAAGAAAAAGUGAAGUAGCGCCUCCGCAAUAGUCUUAGCCGAUAUAUUGUGAAGGGCUACUGCCUCUGGGUAUUGUGCUGCAUAGUCCACUAGGACUAGCACAAAACGAUAAAAUCUGGCACUUCGUUCUAAUGGUCCCACAAGGUCCAUGCUAAUUCUUUCGAAGGGGACCUCUAUUAAAGGAAGUGGUUGCAACGGAGCUUUUGGAAUGGCCACCGGAUUUACUUUCUGGCACUCUUGGCACUCCGCACACCACCGACGGACGUCACCCCAUAUUCCCGGCCAAUAAAAUCGGACCAUUAUACGAUUGAGUGUUUUAUCCUCCCCCAAGUGACCUGCCAUCGGAUUGUUAUGAGCCACCUGAAAAACCAUUUUCUGGCAACUUUUUGGACUAAAAGCUGUGUAUUUUCCUCCAGAGUAUACGGGUCCUGACAUACCCGAUAUAAUUUGCCUUUAAUUAUACAUAUAAUUACCCCUAGUGGGAAGAAAGCACACUCUAAAUAGCUGGAUUAAUUACGGAUGCACUCCAGGUGCGUGCGCCUACUUAACCAGUAGGUGUGAUCCUCAGACUGCCCCGAACCUCUCCCACAAACCGAGCCCUGCCACAAACAUGUCCCAGGACCUUCCAGUAGUGGCAUUCUGACUUGAACUGUUGAACAAGGGCAGAAUCAUCAGUCCCAGUUCCCCUUGACUGCUGCACUGAAGGCUCCAUACUUGUUCCUAUAGUCUGCGCAUUUCUCGUGAUCUCCAACACACUGUGGGUACUUCCAGUCAUUGAAACUGUUGGCAAAGGCAUUAUUUUUUGAGAGAAAUAAUUUGCAAGCAAAAUCCUCCAUCAUGGUGGCACCAAGCUCACCUGCUACAUUAGCAGAUGACCAGCUACCUGUAUCCACCUGCUGUCCAUGGUGGCUGUUAUUAGCUCAUCUGCUUCAGUGGGCCCUCUAGCUUUACAGCUUGUACUCGGUGAUAGCAUUUCUUAUUUGGAGUUUCAGUUUGUGUUUCUUUCUUCUUGAAAAAGAUUUUGGCAUUUGUUUUGCAAUCCCUGUUUCAUCUUCCUCCUGUUUUUGCUUUCUUUUUUAAACCCGCCAGCGCAUCUCUUGUACUCCUCUGUUUUUUCUAUUCUUGCUGUACAAUUGACCCGUACGCGAACACUAAUACGCGAAUCAUGAUUGAUGCUCGAGAUCAAAUCUAUUGGUUCAUGUCCUCAUUUAUUUAUUAAAUAAUUAUGGGUAAUGUUUAAUUUGUUGUUUAGUUGGCAUUUGUGUAUGUGUUUAAGAUUAACUACAUUUGUGCUAAUACAUAAAAAAUGAAUGUAUUUGAAAAAAUAUGAUUGUAUGGCUAUAGGAGGGGGUUGGCUACUCAACUUUUUAUUGUGAUGAAAUUCCUGAGCCCUCGGGGGCUCUGGGGGCCACAAGCUGACCUUGUAGUUAAACAGACUUACCUCAAAAUAGUGAUGGAAAAGGUCUUUACUUUUCUGCAUUUUGUCUUUGGAAUUCACUUCCAAGCCAUAUAAGAUGUGCCGCGGCAAUGGCAGCUUAAAAAUAAAGGGUCUUAAGGUCUUUACACACCAGGGACGUGACGAAUAAACAACACAAAAAUGCGAAUAAAUCGGAGGUAAAUUUUGACAUGCCUGACUAUUCACAUCAAGCGCAACGCGAUUUUGCGAAUAAAUUAAGGUUUGUGCCACUGGAAAAAAAAAAUGGAAUCAACAUCAAGCGAUGAUGACCUGGUGCUCCUUUUACUUAAUAAAAAGAGAGGAAAAAAACGAAAUACCUGGGGGUAUACCCAGUAUUGACAAAGAGAGGAGAACUUGAUGAGUUCCACUGCGUGGUUCAGGAGCUUAAACCAUAGCCGCUUCAGACUCAGUAUCUGCUGGGUCCUAUUGUAAAAUGUCCAGCAGUCUACUGAAUCGGGUCUAGGUGCAUAUAUAAUGCAUAAUCCAUAAACAUACAGCCUAGGCCUACUCGUCGUUUUGUGACAGCAAACAAACUGAAAUGACUUUGAAAAAGUUACAUUAGUUAACGAUGUAACUGGGCAGGUUAGCUUCACAUGGGCUAACGUUACAUUAGCAUAGUUGGAAGUUUAAACAACAACGUUUUACGUAGAUUGUUGAAGCUUGGUAUACACACACCAUCAUCAUACUGAAGCUCGUUUCUAUUCCUCUCCACACAUUGUCUUUGAAAUCAUUGUCUUUGUAGGUCUUUUCCCUUUUAUCAUACAAAAUGGAGUUCUGUGAAACAAAGACAAACGAUCCACCAUGUUGAAUGUUUUGAAUGUGACGUUGUCAACAACAUGCAUUUUGAUUGGUCAGAUGUGUACAUGUUGGAAGUGAAACCUCGUAAAAAUCGACCUUGGUCCAAAAAAAUAAAAGCCACAAUAUCGCUCUGCAAAAUUCCAUUGCAGAUGUGAAAGCUUGCAUUGACUGGAUACAGGUUCGAAAAGUAUUAUUAACGUGUGAAUUAAUCGCAUGAAAAAAACGCGUCUGGUGUAGGAAUGUGACGAUAUACUGUAAAAUUCAAAUAUGAAAUAGUACUAUCAUAAACGUAACGUAAUGCCGUGAUAGUAAAUCACGUGACAAAAGCUAUUUUCAUGCGGGGAAUGUUUUUCCAAACAUUACCCUAAUAAAAUAUCUAAAUAACCCAUAUUAAAUAAUAUACUGGACCUGAAUUGAGAGAGGGAAAUCUGAUCCUAGAUCUGUAUUUACAGGCAAAGUCAUUUACAAACACAGGUCGCAUCUUUCCAGCCAAUCAUUAUGCUUGAUGCAUGAUGUGCGUGCCCCCACGGGAGCGAGCAGCGGUUCUCCCGCUCGUUCUUUCUGAUGUAAAAUGUAAAUUAGCUUGUUACCUACAAAUUACCAGCGAUGUUAUUUUUUUUCAUUCAUGUAAAAAACGAGUUAGAGAAACUAGCUAAAUGAGUGCCGAGGAGUCAGGCGAAGGCAGGAGAGAGGCAGAGAAACUCGUCGGAAGAACUGAGGUUGAAGUUGAAGUCACAGACUAGGUAGGGCCAGUUAUGCACUGAGAGACUUUUUGGACGUUUUGAAAAGAGACAUGCUUUCACAAGAACAAACAAAUGUUGAUACAGCAUAUUAGAUACAUUGACACAGCAUAACAUUAUAAUUCUACUGAUGACUUAAUACAGCUGUUGUUUCCAUGCUGAUGAAUUGUAACGUUACAGCUCUCAAUUAUAACGAUUACAUGUUUGAUUUAAUUGUAGUCUGUAGACCAAGCUUUUUAGUGUGAGUCUCAUUCAUUUGAGUUGCCUGCUUCCACGCACCGUAUGUGGUGCGCAAAUGUUUCUCUCCCCUUUGUGGUUGUUGGUAUUGCACUCAUUGGCUAAAGUAUGUCAGUAGGCGUGUCAAACAAGGUUGUUACUUACAAUAAAUACACUAAUUUUUGUGAAAUGACAUAUUUACAUCUAUGAUUUCUCUUUUUUGGCUGUGUACGAUAUCUUUAUAAUCCAAUAAUUUUAAGCCUCCGGUACGAUAGUUUAAUAUUUCCCACCUGGCAACGCUGGCUAGCUAGCUGUUAUACAGCUACACGGCAUCUCCGUUUGCAGUUCCUUACAACACUUGCGAUGUCUGACGCUGAUUCUGAUACUGACCGUAAUGAAGAAUUAUAUCCCAGCAAAAAGCGAACUCGUUCAUCCGUGUGGGCUUACUUUGGAUUCAGGAAAAAGGAUUUUUAUUAUUUUAAAUAUACAAUUAAAAGGAGUGAACUAUUCAGUUGCAUUUUUGUUUUAUUUUUCAAUUAAAAUGAUUUUAAAAAUCUGCAGAUCCAUAAAUAAACGGAUCGAGUUGUAAACUUUGAUUUUUUUUUUUUUUUUUCCAGCUUAAAACCUGAUUCCGUGAUAUACCGAAAAUCGUGAUAUUGAGUAGUACAAUUAUCAUACCCUGAAAUUUUCAUACCUUCACAUCCCUAGUCUGGUGUGUGAAGACCUUUAAGAUGAACAGAACAUGAAUGUUCAUGUAAGCCUGUUCUUACUGCUUUGAAAUUUUAGAUUUUAAUUUUAUCGUAAUCUUGUUCAAAAGCAAUUAGGGCUCAAAUGCAUUGUAUUAUUGUCAGACCUAUAUUUAAAGUAUUUUUAUAUAAAGAAAUGAUUUGAAAUACAGCAAUUACAAAUACUGAGUAUUUAAAUUCCAAAAUGUAUUUUCAGUUCCUUUUAGAUAUGUCUUAUCCUCUUUGCGCACAUGCCAAAUCUGCCCAAUUCUUGCCCAUUUAGGGGGUACCGUAUUUAAAGCUUUAUUACUCCAGAUGUGAGCAUCACAGAGAUUUGAAAAAUGUUAAUGGUUGGGGCCAGCCCUGAACCCUUCGAUAUCUCAAUAUACCGAUCGAUACAGGUAGUUCUCUCUACAGUAACAUUAAUUAACUAUUCUGUAGCUAGUGCCAUCUUGAUAGCAUUUUAUUAUGGCAGCGGAAUAAUUGCACCCUAAAUAAAUGACAAAAGUCCCAGUAUAAGGUGGAAUUAAAUGUGUCAAAAUGAUAUAUUUUCUGAAUCAUCUUCAGUUCUGCUUGGCUGCUGUGACAGUGAUGCCAAGUGACCUGAGUGUGCAGUUGCUGUGUAAAAUAAAUGCCAUCAGAACAAUUUAGCAUUGUUAUUUGCUACCUAAACUUUGCCACACAUUCAUCAUUGUUGCCAUGAUUGGAGCCUGAAACGUCAUUUUUCAAAAUCCAUUUAAACCAUUUACCAGUUAGCUGGGACUUUGAAGUUAUAAGGCAGGAUUUAUGAAGUGUCCUGUGGAAAUAUUGUCCUAGCUAGGAGUCUGAAUUCUGAAAGUUUUAACUUGAUCCAACUGCCAUAAAAGAGCAUGUAAAAUUUGGUGCUGUCGGAAUCCUGCUCUUUUCCUUGGUGGAAAGUUGGGAACAUGUGACCUGAAAAGGUCCCAAAAACAGCCAAAAUAUCAUGUUACAAUUCCAUAUACAGUAUAUAAGGCAUAAACCACGACAGGCUAUCCCAUUAUUGAAAAAUAAUGUACAGUAGUUACUGGUUUCAUUUGACGCAUUUGCCUCUGCGGGAGAGGUUCUGCCGGCCAGAGGAAAAUACUUUCAUGAAUCCACAGGGGAACAUGCAUACAUUUCAUAUGUUGACCAUGAUAAAAAAGCAGAGAAGAGGGAGAGAAGAGGUAGAGAGGAGAGACGUCGGAGAGGAAGAAGAGAUACGCGAAUAUAGAGAAAUGAGAGCAGAUAGGAAGAUGAGAGAGCUUCUGGAAGUUGACCAGAAGAUAUAUUUUGAUGAUCUUGGGAGUAUAGAAACUGGUCCGAAAACUACCAGUUUCCCCUCUGUUGGUUUGGCUUCCAGAAGUGAGCCUUUCAAAAGAGCUGGUUUGAGAGUUGUGUGUGGCUGGAAUACUCAGUUAAGAGAAGUGGUAAAAAGAAACUCACCAGAGACCACAGGGAUGCUUUGCCUAAGCACAGGGUACUCAAAUUAGAAAAGAGUAAAUGGUAAAUGGACUGCAUUUAUAUAGCGCUUUUAUCCAAAGCGCUUUACAAUUGAUGCCUCUCAUUCGCCAGAGCAAUUAGGGGUUAGGUAUCUUGCUCAAGGACACUUCGAUACGCCCAGGGUGGGGUAUGAACCGGCAACCCUCCGACUGCCAGACAUUCGAUCUUACCUCCUGAGCUAUGUCGCCAUGUCGCCAUGCACAAAGCUUCCAUGAUAUGUUGGAAGGGCUAUAAGGCAAGCCUCACUCAAGGUGGUGUUGUUAAGCAGCUACAGGUGGCUAGUGUAGGAGUAACCAUGGGGAGAGAGAAUAUGUUGACCGUAUUGUGCCUUUCUGGGUAAGCAGGGAUACCAAAACUGGUCAAAUUGUUGCACAAGCACCAUGCACCUGAUUAAUGCUCCCCUCAUUUCACAGUGAAAAGUGCAUGGUGCUCGUGCAACAGUUUGACCAGUUUUUUACACAGCACCAUCAUGUGCAAAAUUUUCAUGAGUUGGAGCAGAAUUUAUGCUGGACAUACUGGCGUGCCACCCAGCCACAGAGGAGUUUCUCUCUCUAUGGUCCCUGAGACACCUUGCCACAUGCUACUGUCAGUGGUGGUUAUGGUAGAGGUGGUUCUGGUAGCCCAAAUGUUUAGGGCCGGAAAGGAAAAAGAAGCCUAUCCUCAGUGUGUUCAGACUCCUGGAUUUUUCCAUGUUCUCAACUCUGACAGCAGUCUUUCAAGUGCUGUUUACCAAUUUUACAGGUGGUCUUUCAGCAUCUUGUGUCGGCUGCAUAGAGUUGAGGCCAAAAGGUUACGUACACUUAGGCUAAAGAUAUUCAAACUCAGUUUUUCACAACUCACACACAUUUCAUGUUACCAUACAAUCUACUUUGUCUACACGUCAGAGGUAAUUUUAAAACAAUCGAUUAGAGACCUAUUUAUUUCAGCUUUAAUUCACUAUAUCAAUUUACAUACACCAAGUUGACUGUCUCUUUAAACAGUCUGGAAGAUUCCAGAAAUUGAUGUAAUGACUUUUUAUAAGCAUCUGAUUGGCCAAUUGUCUUAAUUAGGGGUAAAUUUGCACAUUUGGCUGUAUUUAAGGGCCUACCUUUAGAGCCACUGCCUUUUUGCCCUUGAUACCAUGGGAAAAUCCAAGCAACUCAGCUAAGACCUC
This is a messenger RNA of Anguilla rostrata (American eel), 15936 nucleotides long. Its product is annotated as POZ-, AT hook-, and zinc finger-containing protein 1-like. Gene Ontology annotation, biological process: regulation of transcription by RNA polymerase II. The record is from RefSeq and is a predicted model, not a curated record. Gene Ontology annotation, cellular component: nucleus. The transcript has 6 exons. NCBI's taxonomy places the organism in Eukaryota, Metazoa, Chordata, Actinopteri, Anguilliformes, Anguillidae. Gene Ontology annotation, molecular function: protein binding; DNA-binding transcription factor activity, RNA polymerase II-specific. Bases 394 to 2325 code for a protein of 643 amino acids.